AUGGUACAAUACGUCUUUACACCAUGGCGCGACCGUUACGAACUCUUGCUCGUUCGCGAGCAGAUGUACACAGGCAUCGACACCAACGCUAUAGAGGCCAAGGGGUAUUCAAGCUAUGCUGAAGGCAGUGUAAACAUACAAAACCAACGGAUCUUGGACGAUCAGGAAACACAAAAGAGGCAGCACAAAGCGGUUGCGCGCGUGUCGAUGUGGAUGCAGCGAGGAAACUGCCCUCACAUGGUCGAGUCAACAGCCCUGUUGAUGGCGGCGAUGCUAAGUGAUAAAGAGGCAGCCGCUAGAGAAAAUGCAGCUUCGUCGGCGUACGCAAUCAGAGCAGCAUAUUCAGCUGCCUUCAGCAGGUUCGUUACUGGUCUUCUUGAUGGCCAUCAGGACAAACAGCGCAAACAGAGCAUGUACUCUAUUGCAAAGACCAUUGGGUUGCCCGCUACAUUUGUUGAGCUUCGCCAUCAGUCAACGCACGAACAGCUGCCUUCAUUAGCAAAGUUGCGCACGGCAGCAAAGAAGGCAUUAUUGUGGAUUUGGGAGUAUUACUGGAAGCAGCUGGGCGAGGACAAUAGCGACGCGUGUCGCAAGACAGUACUACGCUCUGUUCCAGGAGUUCGAGCGGUGGCUCCUGAGCGCGUUCUCAAGACAGUUCAAGAGGUCAAGGGCAGUUUGCCAGGCAACCAAGCAUUUCUGAAGUGCGCAGAAUUGAUGCAGAGGCUACGAGAGUCUGAGGAAGAGAGGAAGUCGUCAAAAUCUGGUACCGCCGAUACGACGAUGCAAGAUACAGAGCCUAACACCGGCGAAGCUGAUGAGGAAGAUGACUUUGGGUGGUCACAGUUCAAAGGCACAUGGAAGCCUAAACCUAUUGGCAUUGUUUAG
Messenger RNA from Fusarium verticillioides 7600, 885 nucleotides. RefSeq lists its product as hypothetical. The transcript has 3 exons. The coding region runs from base 1 to 885 and encodes 294 amino acids. The record is from RefSeq and is a predicted model, not a curated record. Lineage: Eukaryota; Fungi; Ascomycota; Sordariomycetes; Hypocreales; Nectriaceae. Gene Ontology annotation, cellular component: preribosome, large subunit precursor; Las1 complex. Gene Ontology annotation, molecular function: endonuclease activity. Gene Ontology annotation, biological process: maturation of LSU-rRNA; maturation of 5.8S rRNA.